AUGUUAGCAGCAAUAAAUCUUGGUGGUUGUUGUACGAACGGUAACGGUUUUCUUUUUGAUAAUUUUGACGGGUGGUGCGCAGCAGCAUACAUUGGACCACAACAUGGACCACAGCAUGGUUUUGCACAGGGACCACAGCAUGGCUCGCAGCAUGGCUCACAACAAGGAUCACAAGUUGAAUCACAGCUAGGAUCGCAUUUGGGUCCACAGCAAGGACCACAUUUGGAUGGACAACAAGGAACACAUUUGGGUGGACAGCAAGGAACACAUUUGGGCCCACAGCAAGGGCCACAUUUCGGUCCACAGCAGGGUCCACAGCAAGGACCACAGCAAGGACCACAUUUGGGUCCACAACAAGGACCACAUUUGGAUGGACAACAAGGAACACAUUUAGAUGGACAGCAAGGAACACAUUUAGAUGAACAGGAAGAGCCACAUUUGGGCGCACCACAAGGAUCACAACAAGCAUCACUGCUGGGAGCACAGGAAGCAGCACAGCUUUGA
Messenger RNA from Adineta steineri, 504 nucleotides. The record is from the annotation of a GenBank genome assembly. NCBI's taxonomy places the organism in Eukaryota, Metazoa, Rotifera, Eurotatoria, Adinetida, Adinetidae.